Messenger RNA from Cephus cinctus (wheat stem sawfly), 1219 nucleotides. RefSeq names its product cytochrome c-2 (gene CytC). Gene Ontology annotation, biological process: mitochondrial electron transport, ubiquinol to cytochrome c; mitochondrial electron transport, cytochrome c to oxygen. Gene Ontology annotation, cellular component: mitochondrial intermembrane space. Gene Ontology annotation, molecular function: heme binding; electron transfer activity. Bases 482 to 808 code for a protein of 108 amino acids. NCBI's taxonomy places the organism in Eukaryota, Metazoa, Arthropoda, Insecta, Hymenoptera, Cephidae. The transcript is spliced from 4 exons. The record is from RefSeq and is a predicted model, not a curated record.
CUCGACUAAGAUUCCUUUCAUAACAUUUACCAUAGCGUUUCUUUAAUCUAUUGUAAUAAAUACUCUAAUCACAGUUACAUUAACAACAACCAGCUCCCAAACAAGUACUGCACAAACUACGUUUGAAAAUGAUCUGGAUUUCUAGAAACGUUUUAGAAACUUCUAGCCUUGUACCACAAACCAAGUGGGUGAACGGGAGGAAAAAAAACUUGUCCAAUUCUCAGGGAUUUAAUUUCCUUACAUGUAAACCAUGCUUGAAAUCACGAGAAUGGAAUAGACAUUGCGCGCUAUCUGGUGCGAUAUUUUGAUAACAUAACAAGAAAUACUACGUCAGUCUGGAUUGAAAUAUCUAGAAUUGAGUCACAGGAAACGCUAGCAUCACACAUCGAUCCAAGCAUCUAUUCGCAUCCAGACUACGUGCAGUCUACGUUCCGGAAGCUAUUUCUUCGUGCAUUCGCGAUAAACAGAACAUACUAUCAAAAUGGGAGUACCUGCUGGUGAUGCUGAGAAGGGAAAGAAGGUCUUUGUACAGAGAUGUGCUCAGUGCCAUACUGUAGAAGCUGGUGGCAAACACAAAGUUGGACCAAAUCUACAUGGACUCGUCGGCAGGAAAACAGGACAAGCAGCAGGAUAUGCUUACACCGAUGCCAACAAGGCUAAGGGUAUCACUUGGAACAAGGACACGCUGUUCGAAUACCUGGAGAACCCAAAGAAGUACAUUCCGGGCACAAAGAUGGUGUUCGCUGGAUUGAAGAAACCCCAAGAGCGUGCCGAUCUGAUCGCUUACCUGGAACAAGCGACCAAGUAAAUUUCGUACCGUCAAUUAUUAUUAUACGGUACCAAAUGUCAGGCGCUCAUGACGGGUUACGAAGUAACAAUUAGUGCAAUUAUCAUCGACUGUUACUUCCUGGAGAACCCGUAUCAUAAACUCACUCCCAACUCUUCUGGUACUCGUAAGCGUUCGCGCAACAGCUAGUAAAGAAUUGUUAUUGUUAAUAAGUAGGUAAACAAAUUAUUGUAUCUAUGUACAUUAACGGGGACUGGGAUCACUCCAGUGCCAGUCCUUACGGUUCGAAGAAAUUCGUAUGCCGGGUGCUGGACGCCACGGUUUCCAGACACCGUACAAUUAUUUAUUCUCAUUGUACCGAUCAUGCUGCAUUAUCGGCCAUUAUUAGUAUCUAUAUCUAAAUACAAAUUUGACAACUGACAGUAACAUAAA